Messenger RNA from Eutrema salsugineum, 1203 nucleotides. RefSeq names its product basic 7S globulin. The coding region runs from base 1 to 1203 and encodes 400 amino acids. The record is from RefSeq and is a predicted model, not a curated record. The transcript has a single exon. Lineage: Eukaryota; Viridiplantae; Streptophyta; Magnoliopsida; Brassicales; Brassicaceae. Gene Ontology annotation, biological process: proteolysis. Gene Ontology annotation, molecular function: aspartic-type endopeptidase activity.
AUGCCUUCUUUGAUCAUUAUGUUCCCGCUCUUUAUCAUCUUAACCCUACAAACUUCCCUCACCGCCGGCGUUAAAAACCCAAACCCACCGGUUUUUCUACUUCCGUUGAUCAAAGACAAAGCCACGAGCCUCUACUACACAAACCUCAACCUCGGAAACAACAAUCAAUCUCCUCUCACUCACAGCCUCGCCGUAGAUAUCGGCGGUGGCUCAUCCGUUCUCCUCCGCUGCAACACUGCCGCUAAAUCCACCACUUACCUCCCAAUCGGCUGCAACUCAGCUAGAUGCAAACAAGCCAAGCCCGACUUGCUCUGUUUCAACAAGACCAACACUUGCGGCAAAUACGUCUCCACUUCCUUCACCGAGCAUCCACUCAACACACUUCUCGGUCUUGACUCCGUCUCUCUUCUCACCCUGAAACCCAACGGCGUCACUAACACCGUCCACUCUUCGCUGACUUUAGCUUGCACCAACGACGCUAACGCAUUAAAGCUCAUGCCGGAAGUUGUCAACGGAACCAUCGGUCUUGGCAAGUCUUCAAUCUCGCUCCUUUCCCAGUUGGCGUCGAUGCACAGAAUCCGGCGAAAUUUUGCUCUCUGUUUACCCUCUAAACCGGCCGGUUUAGGAAGUCUUCACAUUGGAGGAGGCUCUGUUUACACUAACGAUGUCUCGAAGAGCUUAGCCUCGACGCCUCUGAUCGUUGACGGUAAGUCCGGUGAGUACUUCAUUGACGUGAAUUCCAUCGAAAUCGCUGGAAAGAUCAUUCCUUUAGAUAAGAAAAGCCGUGGAAACGCUAUGAUCUGUACUCUGGCUCCUUACACCGUCUUGCAGACUUCUAUUUACAAGGCUCUGGUUAGGGAAGUUGUGAGGGAAACUAAGAUGUUGAGAGCCGCAAAGGUGAAGCCUUUCGAGGCAUGUUUCAGCUCCAAAGGGAUGAGACUUGCGGCGUCGGUUCCGGUGAUUGAUUUGGUGGUGAACGGCGGAGCUAAGUGGAGGAUCAAUCCGUGGAAUUCGAUGGUGAAGAUGAAGGGAGAUGUGGUUUGUUUAGGGUUUUUGGAUGGAGGUGUGAAUAUGAAGACGACGGAGAUGGUGAUCGGAGGUUUUCAAAUGGAAGAUCAUGUUGUGGAGUUCGAUCUCGAAUCUAGCAAGUUCUCUUUUUCAUCUUCGCUUUUGCUUCACAAUACCUCUUGUAGCCAUAAGUAA